Molecule: messenger RNA, 696 nt
Organism: Haemonchus placei
Lineage: Eukaryota; Metazoa; Nematoda; Chromadorea; Rhabditida; Trichostrongylidae
Source: the annotation of a GenBank genome assembly
AUGGUGUCCAUACCCUUUGCAGUGGUAACAUUUCGCGUUGUAUUUGCGACAAAUGUGGUGUUGGAAUCUUAUCUCAAGGCAGCAGGCGCAUCUAUGUUCUCCUUUCAGUAUCGUUCUGCGUACCGAGCUUUCCUUGUAAAUCUCACAAGAGUCGCUAUGAUGUUCUCCGAUUCCCUGGCAAAAAACACAGCAAAUCGUUCUCUCGUCCCAGCGUCUUAUGACCCCUCGACUGAAGUCCCUGGGUUCACAUUUGGGUUCUCUUUUGAGUUCAGCGAUGAGAUUGUCGAGUUCCUCAAUUUCUGCGUAAGCGUCGAAGAUUUCUCUAUCUAUUUGGCGCCUGCGCUGCCAAAUCACGGCCUCGUACUCUUCUCCAUCGUCCACUGCGACAUUUUCUAUAAAUUCGGCAUUCUGCUGGAUAACCUCCGCUUCCUCAGGGGGGUCCGGCCCUGGCUGAAGCACCUCAGUGCCCUCCCCCUCGCCGCCGCUAUCGUCUCCAGCUCCGUCUAUGGCGUCUUCCGAGGCUGCCGGUGGGGACGGUUUCCCAAUGGCGUCGGUAACUGCGUUGCGCACGCGGUCUAUGCCCGAAGCGAUGAGUUCUUGAAGUUUCGACGUCUCGUUUUGAACAAUCGCUUUCAAAUCCUCGAGACAGUUCUGGCCGUUGCCUGGAAGAAUGCUUUGGAAUCCAACUUUCAAUGA